Messenger RNA from Polyodon spathula (Mississippi paddlefish), 1716 nucleotides. RefSeq names its product short transient receptor potential channel 1-like. Gene Ontology annotation, biological process: manganese ion transport; calcium ion transmembrane transport; regulation of cytosolic calcium ion concentration. The transcript has 5 exons. Gene Ontology annotation, molecular function: store-operated calcium channel activity; inositol 1,4,5 trisphosphate binding. Gene Ontology annotation, cellular component: membrane; cation channel complex. NCBI's taxonomy places the organism in Eukaryota, Metazoa, Chordata, Actinopteri, Acipenseriformes, Polyodontidae. The record is from RefSeq and is a predicted model, not a curated record. The coding region runs from base 649 to 1170 and encodes 173 amino acids.
CUCUUUUUUCAUUUCCUUUCAUUUUUGUGAUGUUUCUAUAAGCUUGUAUAUAAUAUUGAAACAAGGAAUGAAGUCACCAAGACACAUUUAGCUGUUAAACAAUAUUGUGGCACACUGCAGUGCAAAGACAAACAAUAAUGGUCCAUCCUCAUGAAGCUGUACUCAUGGCUAUUCAUUGUACUAUUUCAUAUAAGUUUCAAAUCGGUGUCAAAUCAGAACACCACAUAAUAUAAAAGGAUCGAUUACGCAACCAGUACACAACUACAGUAACUCAAAAGAAUAGCAAAGGGAGGUUGGAACAGUUGUGUACUGGGUGUGCAAUGUCUGAGUGAUAAAUAUGGUUUAGUGGCAUAUGUGUAUAAAAAGGACAUUUUUUUUUUAUAUUUCAGUCUUGCACUUAACUGCAAGUGCUUCUGACUGCAACAGGAAUAUUGCGCUUUGCAUUUUUUGAAUAGUUGGAGCUUGCUUCUCUUCUUCCCUAGAAACUGAUGCAGCGUAUUCAGAACCCAGAGCACUCCACAACCAUGGAUGUGGCUCCCGUCAUUCUAGCGGCUCAUCGCAAUAACUAUGAAAUCCUCACCAUGCUACUGAAGUAGGACAUCUCGUUGCCUUGGCCCCACGCUGUGGGGUGUGAUUGCACCCUGUGCAAUGCCAAAAAUAAAAAGGACAGUCUUCGCCACUCCCGGAAUGGUGUGGUCGGAUGUUAAAAGGCUGUGGUAUGAGGGGCUGGAAGACUUUUUGGAAGAAUCGCGUAAUCAGCUCAGCUUUGUCAUGAACUCCCUCUAUUUGGCAACUUUUGCCCUCAAAGUUGUGGCUCACAACAAGUUUCCAGACAAUGCAGACAGGAAGGACUGGGAUGCAUUUCAUCCAACUUUGAUUGCUGAGGGACUGUUUGCCUUUGCCAGUGUGCUCAGCUACCUUCGCCUCUUCUUCAUGUACACAACCAGCUCUAUCCUGGGACCCUUGCAGAACCAUGAGGACAAGGAGUGGAAGUUUGCCGGAGCUAAGCUCUGGCUUAGCUACUUUGAUGACAAGUGCACCCUGCCUCCCCCCCCCCCCCGAAGACCAUCUGCUACAUUGUCACUAGCCUCAGUAAAUGGAUCUGCUCUCACACCACAACAGGCAAGGUCAAAAGACAGAACAGCCUCAAUGAGUGGAGAAACGGGAUGAAAACUACCAGAAGGUCAUGUGCUAUCUAGUUCACCGCUACCUGACUUCUACAAGGCAGAAGAUGCAGAGCACUGACCAGCCUACUGUGGAGAACCUCAGUGAGCCUCGACAGGACCUCUCCAAGUUCCGCAACGAGAUGAGAGACCUCCUGGGAUUCCGUGCCUCCAAGUACGCCAUGUUUUACCCCAGAAAUUAAACAAAUCUUCUUCCCGCCUGCAGAGACAUCAAGCGAGAAUUCCUGAACACAAAAACUCCACAUUCUGGAACGAAGUGGAAAAUCACCUUUUUCAAAUAAAAUUUGAAGGAAAAAAAAAAAAAACCUCCCGGAAUGUUCUGGAAUGUCUUUCAUAUUAAACAAAAACAACAUCUAAAACACUUGUGUAAUACAUUAACAUGGUAUUUUACAUUUUUUAAAAUUACAAUUUUUUUCAGCGAAAAGACUGAAUAAAGAUUGCAAUAAAAAACAUUGACCUUGAAUUUUUCUGACAGAAAAUUAGGCCUGACUAUUCUCUGCCUGAUGGUGAAACCAGUUACAAUACCAAAUUC